Molecule: messenger RNA, 2112 nt
Organism: Pararge aegeria (speckled wood butterfly)
Lineage: Eukaryota; Metazoa; Arthropoda; Insecta; Lepidoptera; Nymphalidae
Gene: AsnS
Product: asparagine synthetase [glutamine-hydrolyzing]
Exons: 2
Coding region: 362-2017 (551 amino acids)
Cellular component (GO): cytosol
Molecular function (GO): asparagine synthase (glutamine-hydrolyzing) activity
Source: RefSeq, a predicted model, not a curated record
ACUUCGGCGACAGUCGGCAAAAUUCGCCGUGUAAGGUUUUUUAUGUUGCCUAAAUAAUAAAGUCAAUACAAUACGCCUCCGUUAUCAUAGAACAUAUUGUUUUUACCUUUCUAUUCGCGAAUAGUGUCGACUAGUCUUUAUAUUCAUAUACCGUUAAUGAAGUUUGACAAGUGAUAUUUGCAUUAAAUUCGAAUUAAUUUUAGAACACGCCGAAACAUAUACGACCACGAGACUCUGACAGUUCUCAAUAGGGGAAUUAUUUCUGUCGUGACAACAGCUUGCAUUAAAAUAUUAGUUGUUUGGACGUUUUUUUUAGAGUGUACAAGAUAUAUUAAAACAUAUAGCUCAUUGAGAGAUCAACAUGUGCGGAAUUUGGGCGACGUUUGGCGUUGAAGGAGGUUUGAGCGCGACAUGUCUUAAAUGCUUCUCUGCUAUCGUUCAUCGAGGUCCAGACGCUUGGCGCAUUGAACAAGAUGCGAGAGAGCCUUUAGCCAUACUGGGAUUUCAGAGGCUGGCCAUCGUUGAUGGUCUACACGGCAUGCAACCCAUGCGUUUGCACCGAUACCCUCGCAUAACUCUCAUCUGCAACGGUGAAAUUUACAACUACAACAGACUACGUGAACAAUAUCACUACCCAUACGAAACUAACUGUGAUGUGGAAGCCAUUAUUCACAACUAUGAGAAUUUUGGGAUCGCCGACGCCGUAAAACGACUUGACGGUGUAUUCGCUUUUUGCUUAGUCGAUGGCGAGAAAAGAAAAAUUUAUAUCGCAAGAGAUCCGUACGGCGUAAGACCAUUGUUUAAACUACAAGACGAUGAAAAAGGAAUUUUGGCAAUCUGCUCAGAAGCUAAAGGUCUUAUUGGUAUAAAACAGAAAGCGGGAGAAGAACUCGCCUUAGGACAGUUCCCACCCGGACAUUUCGAGGAAUGGGACAUUUUAGAUAGUGGAAAAGUAAAAUAUAAUCAUACAGAAAAAUAUUUUAAACCUGGAAUGCCACCACGUUUUAUUCCGUUUGUAUCAGAAAAUGAACUUUCAAAAUUUAAUGUGUAUGAGAAAACCGCCUUUUUGUUAGAGGCAGCUUGCAAGAAGAGACUAAUGUCAGACAGACGUAUAGGCUGUCUUCUAAGUGGAGGGUUAGACUCAUCACUUAUUACAGCUUUAGUUGUGAAGCUAGCUAAGGAACAGAAAUUGCCAUAUAAAAUUCAAACAUUUGCCAUAGGAAUGGGAGAUUCCCCUGAUCUAAUUGCUGCUCGUACAGUUGCUGAUUAUCUCGGAACAGAACACCAUGAAGUUAAAUUUGAUGAAAAUGCUGUAAGGGAAGCAUUAGACAACGUAAUUUAUCAUUUAGAAUCAUUUGAUAUUACAACAAUACGUGCAAGCUUACCGAUGUAUCUUCUCUCAAAAUAUAUAAAAGAAAACACUGAUACCACAGUUGUGUUUAGUGGUGAGGGUGCAGACGAGUUGGCACAAGGUUACAUUUACUUCAGAGAUGCUCCAAAUGAAACGGCUGCACACGAAGAAAGCAUACGUUUGCUUUCAGACAUUUACUUGUAUGAUGGAUUGAGAGCAGACAGAACGACCAGUGCGUUUAGUUUAGAACUGAGAGUACCAUUUUUAGACGUACAACUUACAAGUCACUAUCUUAGUAUCGAACCCUCCUUCCGCCAACCUCAGAACGGAGUUGAAAAGCAUUUGCUGCGCAAAAGUUUUGCUAAGAGUGGUUUAUUACCAGAUUCAAUUUUAUACAGACAUAAGGAGGCAUUUAGUGAUGGCGUAGCCUCUGUGAAGAAAUCGUUAUUCACAAUAAUAGAAGAAAUUAUUAAAGAAAGGUUACCUGAAAACAACUUGCGUUUCCCUGGACUACAGCCGAAUACUACAGAAUCUAAAUAUUACCGGUACGUGUUUGAAAAAUCCUUCCCUGGCCAAUAUAACUUCACACCGUACUACUGGAUGCCAAAAUGGGUGCAAGUCUCCGACCCAUCGGCAAGAUUCAUCAAACAUUACGCCGCUUCGUAACAUUUAUUCCAAUUAAUCAAAAUUUGUUAUUCUUUGAUAUUUUAAUAACUGUUUGCAAAAUAAAAAUUAUUUAAUAUAAAAUUAAAUGACCUCCA